Molecule: messenger RNA, 1767 nt
Organism: Syngnathoides biaculeatus (alligator pipefish)
Lineage: Eukaryota; Metazoa; Chordata; Actinopteri; Syngnathiformes; Syngnathidae
Exons: 3
Coding region: 120-1514 (464 amino acids)
Biological process (GO): positive regulation of cell size; positive regulation of translation
Source: RefSeq, a predicted model, not a curated record
GGUGUUGGGGGGGGGCUGGGGACAAGUUUUCUCUUCUGGAGGUACUGGAUGAGGAAAACAGAAUGAGUGAAUGACGGGACUUCACAGAGCUAUUGGAGGUUUUUCCAGACCCGUUUUCCAUGCGAGCCUCUUUGGACAUGUACACCGAAGGCGCACAAGCAACGGGACACCGGCGAUUCCUCCAGUCCAACGGCACCGUUGAUCUGUGCCCCUGCCAGCGCUGCGCCCACCAUGGUGGACCGAGGUACCAAGCAGACCACCCGCAUUUGGAUGGCCGCAGAGACACCCAGCCUCUUUGGGUUAAGGACGCGGGGGGGAGGAUAUCCAGAGGCGGUCAUUGCAGCCCCCAGAGACGGCCCGUGUUUCUCGGCCCUCUCAUCCAGUCGAGUGACUUGCCCCAGCCCAGUCCCCCGUGGGAGUUGAACCCUGCCCAGUGGAGCCACUUGCCGGAGCCUGGCACUAGACAUUGGCCAUCUUUCAGGGAGCAGUGUGACUGUGUGACCGGACACAACCACGCCAGGGCACAUCCCUUUCAAUUCCAGAUACCACAUCCACUCCCUCAUCUGCGUGUCAACGGUCCAGCGUAUGGAUUAAGCAGGACUAUGUUCUAUGAUGAGUUUGUGGACAAAGGGGCCAAUGGUUCUGCUUGCACCCCACAAAAUGGCCAUUUGGAUCAUCCCUUUCCCCUGGUUAAUGGGCACUCCGCACCAAAGCCUGGACCCUCAAAGAGAAGAGAUACCUAUUUUGACUCUGGCGGAUCAGAUUGUAAUGGACACCCUCACAAAGGUUUCUUCCCAACCGAAGUCCCACAAAAGCACUUGAACCGAGACAAACCGAAGGGGAUUAUCGGCCGGAGCCCAGUCGUCAUCAGUACAGAAGCGCCGGUCUCCAACCAGCACCAGGAAUUGGGGAAGCAACCAAGAGGGCAGGAUUCAGUGAGGGAUCAGAUUCGACAAGUGGUGACGGAUCUGGAGGACGUGUUGGGGGGGUUGAAGCAAGUUCACGUGGAGAUGAAAGAGGUCAUCGAGCAGAUUGAUCAUCUCACGGCCAACAUGGAUCUCGGCGAGAAGCCGCGCAGCGUUGCUUACGGGUCGUCAAGCGGCGUUCUCGUAGCCGUUCACCGAGGGGAACUCGUGGCGUCGCCCCAGUCCGGUCGCAGGGCCGCCCCGGUCGAGUGGUCGAGGCGUUCCGACGAGGAGCGCAUCAUCCUGAGGACAAACUCUCCAUCCCCGGUUCACAUGGCGGCAGUGGUCAAAACCCGCUGCUUCACUCAGCCUGGUCACGCUAAGGACCUCAAGCAUGUAAACGGGCAUCCGCCUCUGCCGGACCACGACUACAAAGCGGACAACCCGGAGUCCCGUUCGCAGAACCUAAACCCCGAAAUUGUCAUCGGGAACAGCACUACGAUUCACUCGAGGACUCAAAAGCCUCCGCUGUAUCCGCACGAAUCUACCAAAGCAGCCAGGACCGCCGAGUACGCCUGGAGGGGCCGCCAGAACAACAGCAUGGUGUGAGGAAGGGGAGAGGCGGCGGCGGCGGCCUGCACUGGUGCCAUCGGGGGGCUUGAAACAUGAAACCCUGCGACAGCAAGUGGAGGUCAGCGAACGAGCACGCAGGAGAAAAACUCAGGCAGGAGUAGCUGUGGAGCGAAGCGAGGGGAAAAAAAAAACACCCUCCCCCGUGAAAGUCGGACGGUUCCGCCGGCGGAGCUCCCAAACCAGUUGACAGAUAAUCCCCAACCCAACAGGCGCCGCGAGGACGUGCGCC